Messenger RNA from Paraphaeosphaeria sporulosa, 837 nucleotides. RefSeq lists its product as uncharacterized. The coding region runs from base 1 to 837 and encodes 278 amino acids. NCBI's taxonomy places the organism in Eukaryota, Fungi, Ascomycota, Dothideomycetes, Pleosporales, Didymosphaeriaceae. The transcript is spliced from 2 exons. The record is from RefSeq and is a predicted model, not a curated record.
AUGUCGGCUUCCUCCCGCGCAGCGCGAGAUGCUGCCGAGAAACGUGCCACUUGUUCCUUUGAAUCAACCACUCCAUUCGGUUCCACCGCUCCCCUCAAUCCCGUUAAUCCGUUUGAGACAGCGACUCCCUUCGACGUAGUUUCUCCCUUCGAUUGCACUUCGCCCAGGAAGCGUUGGGCUCCGCCUGGCUGGGAACUCAACACCACCAUCACCUCGCAUGGCCUCAAAGCGUCCGAGAUUGUCCUUGUGGACAAUUGCCGCUGCCAAGACCACAGGCAGCGCUACCCCGAGGUCGAGGCCAUCAUCCAGAUGUUCUUCCGUGUUUGUGCCAUCAUCCUCAACGUUAUUGUCCUGAUAAUCGUCCGCAUCUUGGACACCGAUCUCCAGACUCUCUUGCAGGUCAACAGGCUGUACGGUGGAAUCGCGUUCUCGUUCUUGCUCAAUACGAUAGAACUCCUAACCCUCAGCAAUCCGCAAUCCACGCUGCUCAUCCACUUGUUCCCGUCACUCUUACCCGCGAUCCCAUCGAAGUCGUCUCCGGAACUGCAGCCGCGCUUUCCCCGUCUGCCAUCCCUGGCUCUCUGCAUCUGCGAGCUCGCCGCCAUGACCGGCAGCUUCUGUAGCGCGAUAACGUUCCUCAACCCGAAGGUUGAGGGCGAUGCGCUGAGGAACGGAUGUCCGGUGGUGACGUGCGUGACGCCGGAGGAGCAUGACAUGAUUUACGGGUACAUGAUUGAGGCGGUGAUUGGACUGGUACAUUGUGGAUUCUUCUCCAUGGCCUUUGUGCACUAUGCAAAGAGGAAGGGGCCUGGCUGGUUGGAAAGGUUGGAGAGGUAG